AUGCCUACUCCUUCCAUGACUCCUUUUACUUCCAGUUCUGAGACUUCUGAGACAACUGCACCCAGUCUAUCUUCAAGCACAAACACACCCACUGAGCACAUGGAGCAGACUACACCCCAAGGAACCUCAUCUGAGUACACAGUGAUGUCUAGUUCAUCCACCACUGAGGAACCACUCACGACACAGCUGUUUUCUCAGUCAACAUUCUCUACCUCCUCCAUUGAGGUGACCUCUGAAACUCCAACCACAACUAGUGAGACCACAACAUCUUCUCCCUCCAAGACCCCUUUCACCUCCAGUCUUGAGCCUUCUGAGACAACUGCACCUACCCUGUCUUCAAGCACAAACACACCCACUGAGCACAUGGAGCAGACUACACCCCAAGGAACCUCAUCUGAGUACACAGUGAUGUCUAGUUCUUCCACCACUGAGCAACCAUCCACAAAACAGCUGUCUUCUCAGUCCACAUUCACUACCUCCUCCAGUGAGUUGACCUCUAAAACUACAAGCACUACUAGUGAGAGUACAACAUCUACUCCUUCCAUGACUCCUUUUACUUCUCCUUCUGGACCUUCUGAGACAACUGCAGUCAUCCUGUCUGCUAGCACCAACACCACCCAUACACCAGAACAGAGCUCAUCACAAGGGGCCUCAUCUGAGUACACAGUGAUGUCUAGUUCUUCCACUACUGAACAUCCAUCCACAACAGAGAUGUCUUCCCAGUUAACAUUCUCUGCCUCCUCCAGUGAGUUGACUACUGCAACUACUACCACAACAAGUGAAACUACAACACCUACUCCAUCCACAACCUCUUUUACAUCCAGUCCUGAGCCUUCAGAGACAACUGCACCCAGCGUAUCUUCAAGCACAAACACACCCACUGAGCACAUGAAGCAGACUACCUUAGAAGGGACCUCAUCUGAGUACACAAUGAUGUCUAGUUCUUCCACUACUGAGCAACCAUCCACAAAACAGCUGUCUUCUCAGUCUACAUUGUCAGUCACCUCAAUGGAGGUGACUUCAGAAACUCCAGCCACAACUAGUGAGACCACAACACCUACUUCAUCCACCACCCCUUUUACUUCCAGUUCUGAGCCUUCUGAGACAACUACAGCCAUCCUAUCUGCUAGCACCAACACCACCCGUACAACAGAACGGAGCUCCCCACUGCUUACAACUUCCACAGCCUAUCAUGGAUCUGCUAGCACUGAAAUUGCCACUAGUGGAACAUCUCAUUCAUCGACAUCCCUUGAAACAAGUGGAGAGACUUUCACCACUACUGUAGCUCAAAGCACUUCCAAUACAACAUUAUCAUCUGCAUCCAUCGCUGAGUCCAUAACCACACACUCUACUACUAGCAUAUCAGAAAUGACCCCAACACUGUUGCCCACUACAUUAACGCCUUUUGCUUAUACUACUAUGAAAAUAUCGACCUCGGAGGCAUCUUCACCUUCUACCACUACUCAUGGACCCACAUCGACUAAUUCACAGCUUACAACUUCAUCUGGUAAGUAUCUGUGUAAUCAUAUGGAAAUGAUGUUUAUCUCACAGUACAGUAUUCCAGUGCUUAACAGUUUACACAUGCUGCCCAUACUGGGCCAACUACAACGUUAUUGUAUUGCUUUACAAGGCCUUUAACAACUUGAGUCUAGGAUAUCUUCAAUACUGUUUGAUGCGUUAUAUCCCUGUUAGAUCACUUCCGUCUUUGUGGGAGUGGCUCUAACUGGUUCCCCAUGACUCAGGGACACAGGUCACCUCCCAUGAGCUGUGUGUUCAGAAUUGUGGCCCAAUUCUGUGGAACUCCCUUUUGGCUGAGACCUCUUCUUGACUGAACGUAAGGCACUCAUAGAGGCUUUGUUGUUUUCAGCAAGCAAUUUAGGUAACACUUUUUGAUUUUCUGAUGAAAUUUCCUUUCUUGGCAUGUUCUUAAAUGUUGUUAAUAUUCAGUUUUCUUCCUCUUAUUCAGGUUACACACCCAGUCCUGAACCUUCUGAGACAACUGCAUCCAGCCUAUCUUCAAGCACAAACACACAAACUGAGCAUGUGAAACAGACUACACCGCAAGGGAACUCAUCUGAGUACACAGUGAUGUCUAGUUCUUCCACCACUGAACAACCAUCCACGCUAGAGUUGUCUUCUCAGAUAACAUUCUCUGCCUCCUCCAGUGAGGUGACUUCUGAAACUCCAACCGCAACUCGUGAGACUACAACACCUACUCCAUCAAAGACCUCUUCUAUAUCCAGUCCUGAGCAUUCAGAGAUAACUGCACCCAGCCUAUACUCAAGCACAAACACACCCACUGAGCACUUGAAGCACACUACCUCAGAAGGGACCUCAUCUGAGUACACAGUGAUGUCUACUUCUUCCACCAGUGGACCACCAUCCACAACAGAGAUGUCUUCUCAGUCAACAAUGUCAGUCAACUCAAGUGAGGUGACUUCUGAAACUCCAACCAUAACUCGUGAGACUACAGCACCUGCUCCAUCCAACACCCCUUCUACACCCAGUCCAGAGCCUACUGAGACAACUGCACCCAGCCUGUCCACAAUAACAAACACACCGACUGAGCACAUGGAGCAGACUACCUCAGAAGAGACCUCAUCUGAGUACACAGUGAUGUCUAGUUCUUCCACUACUGAACAACCAACCACAAUAGAGAUGUCUUCUCAGAUAACAUUCUCUGCCUCCUCCACUGAGGUGACCUAUGAAACUACAAGCACUAUUAGUGAGAGUACAACACCUACUCCUUCCAUGACUCCUUUUACUUCUCGUUCUGAACCUUCUCAGACAACUGCAGCCAUCCUAACUGCUAGCACCAACACCACCCGUACAACUGCACCUACCCUGUAUUCAAGCACAAACACACCGACUGACCAUGUGGAGCAGACUACACCACAAGUAACCUCAUCUGAGUACACGGUGAUGUCUAGUUUUUCCAACACUGAGCAACCAUCCACAAAACAGCUUUCUUCUCAGUCCACAUUCACUACCUACUCCAGUGAGCAUAGUACUGAAACUACAGCUACAGCUAGUGAGACUACAACACCUAUUCCAUCUAAUACCCCUUCUACAUACAAUCCUGAGCCUUCUGAGACAACUGCACCCUUCCUAUCAUCAAGCGCAAACACACCCACUGAGUACAUGAUGCAGACUACACCACAAGGAACCUCAUCUGAGUACACGGUGAUGUCUAGUUCUUCCACCACUGAGCAACCAUCCACAAAACAGCUGUCUUCUCAGUCAACAUUGUCUGUCUCCUCCAGUGAGUUGAACUCUGAAACUACAAGCCCUGCUAGUGAGAGUACAAUGCCUACUCCUUCCAUGACUCCUUUUACUUCCAGUUCUGAGACUUCUGAGACAACUGCACCCAGUCUAUCAUCAAGCUCAAACACACCCACUGAGCACUUGAAGCAGACUACACCACAGGGAAUCUCAUCUGAGUACACAGUGAAGUCUAGUUCAUCCACCACUGAGGAACCACUCACGACACAGCUGUUUUCUCAGUCAACAUUCUCUACCUCCUCCAUUGAGGUGACCUCUGAAACUCCAACCACAACUAGUGAGACCACAACAUCUUCUCCUCCAAGACCCCUUUCACCUCCAGUCUUGAGCCUUCUGAGACAACUGCACCUACCCUGUCUUCAAGCACAAACACACCCACUGAGCACAUGGAGCAGACUACACCCCAAGGAACCUCAUCUGAGUACACAGUGAUGUCUAGUUCUUCCACCACUGAGCAACCAUCCACAAAACAGCUGUCUUCUCAGUCCACAUUCACUACCUCCUCCAGUGAGUUGACCUCUAAAACUACAAGCACUACUAGUGAGAGUACAACAUCUACACCUUCCAUGACUCCUUUUACUUCUCCUUCUGGACCUUCUGAGACAACUGCAGCCAUCCUGUCUGCUAGCACCAACACCACCCAUACACCAGAACAGAGCUCAUCACAAGGGGCCUCAUCUGAGUACACAGUGAUGUCUAGUUCUUCCACUACUGAACAUCCAUCCACAACAGAGAUGUCUUCCCAGUUAACAUUCUCUGCCUCCUCCAGUGAGUUGACUACUGCAACUACUACUACAACAAGUGAAACUACAACACCUACUCCAUCCACAACCUCUUUUACAUCCAGUCCUGAGCCUUCAGAGACAACUGCACCCAGCGUAUCUUCAAGCACAAACACACCCACUGAGCACAUGAAGCAGACUACCUUAGAAGGGACCUCAUCUGAGUACACAAUGAUGUCUAGUUCUUCCACUACUGAGCAACCAUCCACAAAACAGCUGUCUUCUCAGUCUACAUCGUCCGUCACCUCCAUUGAGGUGACUUCAGAAACUCCAGCCACAACUAGUGAGACCACAACACCUACUUCAUCCACCACCCCUUUUACUUCCAGUUCUGAGCCUUCUGAGACAACUACAGCCAUCCUAUCUGCUAGCACCAACACCACCCGUACAACAGAACGGAGCUCACCACUGCUUACAACUUCCACAGCCUAUCAUGGAUCUGCUAGCACUGAAAUUGCCACUAGUGGAACAUCUCAUUCAUCGACAUCCCUUGAAACAAGUGGAGAGACUUUCACCACUACUGUAGCUCAAAGCACUUCCAAUACAACAUUAUCAUCUGCAUCCAUCGCUGAGUCCAUAACCACACACUCUACUACUAGCAUAUCAGAAAUGACCCCAACACUGUUGCCCACUACAUUAACGCCUUUUGCUUAUACUACUAUGAAAAUAUCGACCUCCGAGGCAUCUUCACCUUCCACCACUACUCAUGGACCCACAUCGACUAAUUCACAGCUUACAACUUCAUCUGGUAAGUAUCUGUGUAAUCAUAUGGAAAUGAUGUUUAUCUCACAGUACAGUAUUCCAGUGUUUAACAGUUUACAUAUGCUGCCCAUACUGGACCAACUACAACGUUAUUGUAUUAAUUUACAAGGACUUUAACAACUUGAGUCUAGGAUUUCUUCAAUACUGUUUGAUGCGUUAUAUCCCUGUUAGAUUACUCCCGUCGUUGUGGGAGUGGCUCUAACUGGUUCCCCAUGACUCAGGGACACAGGUCACCCCCAAUGAGUUGUGUGUUCAGAAUUGUGGCCCAAUUCUGUGGAACUCCCUUUGGCUGAGACCUCUUCCUGACUGAACUUCAGGCACCCAUAGAGGCUUUGUUGUUUUCAGCAAGCAGUUUAGGCAACACUUUUGGUUUUCUUAUGAAUUAUAAUUGAUUCUAUCAUUUGUAUUUCUCUUGAACCCUCACUGGACACUUCUUAGAAAUCAUCGCUUUACAGCAUAUAUAUUGUUGGAUCCUGAUAUGAGGGCUCUUUUAUCGAUUUGUUCUUAAAUAUUGUUAAUGUUCUGUUCUGUUCUUUUCCUCUUCCUCAGCUUCUUUCACCACAGUUGUCCCUCUCGGGUGCCUUAAUGGUGGAGUGCUUGUUGAGGGUUUUUGUCACUGCCCAUCUCCCUAUACUGGGCAGAGUUGUGAAGAGGCAAAGAAUGAAAUCCAAGUGGGUAAGUCUGAGCAUUAUUAGUUCAAGUCUCCUGCCCUCUGGCUCUUCCUUUGAAAACAAAAGCUCAGGGACUUCCGGAGGUGGCGCCAUCGGUUAAUGGCGGAUUCCCUCUAAUCAGAGGGAACUGCUCCACGGAAAACAGGGUCGGAUCCCGCUUCGGCGUAGCGGGGGACCCUUGAAAUCACAGGCGGGUGAAGCCUGUGAACCUGGGACUCGGCGGGCACGUUUUGCGCCCCCCCAAUCCGUGAAGGAGCCCGGCAACGGGUUCCGGAACGGAACGGGGGAAGUAGCGCUGUGCUGUGAGUCGUCUGCUUCUUCUGUGGAGUGAAGCCGCGCAGCUGUGACCGGAGAGCGCUGCCUUUCUUUCUUGGAAAUUUGGCUUUGAAAACAACGAUCCGUGAGUAGGAUUUUUACGCAAUUAAGGAACUGUACAAAUUUGAAAGGAAUUUGGCCGAAGCAGAGAGGUAUAAAAAGGAAGUCUGCCUCCCGCUUCUGUAGAUAAAACAAAGCAUUGAACUUGAAAGCGGAAGCUUUGAAAAGACGCAUAAAAGGAUUUCAAUCCAAUCAUCUAACUAGGACUUUUCCUCCUCAACUUGAAGGAAGAGGGGGGGAAGCUUUGAAUGUUAUUUUGUUAAGAAGAAGUGAGAAAAAGAAGAUAAAAACCACCGCUCAAUCCCAUGGGAAUGGGUUCCCAGAGACAAUAAAAAGCUGGAGAAAAGGUACUGUCUUUGAACAUAUUUUGACAGCUAGUCUUGCACUUGAAAUACAAUUUGGAUACGAUAUUGUGGAUAGGUAUCUCCUGGUCUUAAAGUAACUGUUUAAGAUAGAUUGUUAUCUUUCUGAUGAAUUGGUGGGACUUAAAGAAGAAGUAAAGCAUUUAAGAACUUUAUGACUGUUACAGUGUCCCCUAGUGGAAUUUGGAACUUGUUACAACUAGUUACAAUUGCAGUUGGCCUGAGGAUUUUCCCACACUGUCUUCUUGGAACUUUCCACUUCAAAACAAUUCUGAAUUCAACUGUGUGACUGACCUUGAGUUUUAUCUAGAGGGGGAUGGCAGAUGGGAAAGAGAAAUUAGAGUCGCUACAAGCAACAAGGUCGGGCAAAGUAUUGCGAACAGACGGUGGACUACAAAGAAGAGCUUCGACCCCUGGCCCCUCUGGAGUUCCAACAGCAGCCCCAUCGGCACAACCCAAAACUAAAGGUAUGGCAAGCGAUGACGCCUUUGCUCAGGUUUUGGCUAAAAUUAAUGAAUCUUUGGACAAAAUACGCAAACAAGUAGCAGAGGCAUCAGACAAGAUUGAUCAAAAUACAACAAGUAUUAAUCAAAAUACAACAAGUAUUAAUCAAAAUACAGUAAGUUUAAAUAAUUUGGGCCAGAAAGUAAAUACUAAUACAGAGACUAUUCAGAAAUUAUUAGAGGAAUCGGCCUCAACACGUCAGAUUGCCGAAGAGGCCAAAGAAAUUGCUACAGCGUCUGUUGCAGAGGUUCAAGAGGUUCAAGAGAAGAUACCACCGUUACAUAAACAACUUGAAGACCAUAAGUUAACCCUGUCUAUGAUUGAGUUGAAAGAGAAACAAGUGAAUUUAAGGGUCAGAGCAGUACCUGAAGUGGAGAAGGACAAUUUAAUUGAUUUUCUUACGCAGGAAUUCUCAGAUUUUUGGAAUCCAGAAUUGGUAAAAGACAGUUUCAAAAUAGUGAAUGCUUUUAGACUUGGAAAAGGAGGAGGAAAGAAGGUGAGAGACUGUUUGAUUACUCUCCGAACAAAAGAAGAGAGGGACAAGAUCUUGGGUUUGCAUUUCCAGAAGACACUGGAAAUACAUCAGACAAGAGUGGAGAUAUUUAAGGACAUUCCGAAACACCUUCUGGAUCUCAGAUCUAACUAUAAAGACCUGGUUACUUUGUUGAAAAGUAAUAGAAUUAACUUCAGGUGGGAAUUACUCAAGGCCUAUCCUUUAGUUACAAAGGAAAGAAGAGGAAAAUAAGAUCGGAAGACGACAAAGACAAAUUCUGGAGAGACCACGGAGAAGACCUACAAAAGAAAGUCACAGGAGAGCUAAGAACAAUUGCAAGAGAAGCUUUAGACAUACCAGGACUACCUCUGGAACUAAAAGACCGCCUGAAAAACGUGAUACCACCGAUGAAACAGGAACAGGCACUAGGUGCCGUUGGAGGAGAACCAAAAUAAUCACAUCAUGGCCCUGCAACUAUUAACCUGAAACUGUCAUGGUCUGAAUUCUGUUGGGUUGAAAUCACGACAGACGAGUGGUAGGUGUCAUAUGAGAGGCGUCUGCCGGGGCGAGCCCCGGGAACUCUCUUUAUUGAAUAUUACAAACAUUGCCACAGGUGUGCUUGUGGCUGAUUGGUUGAUACAAACACAAAGCAUCUUGUUGCUGAUUGGUUAACAUAGGUACAAGGCGGGAAUUACAUAUAACUACUUAUCACUGAUAGAUCAAAGGCUGAGAAAUGGAGCUAGAACUAGACAGGCAUGAAUCCUCCUAAUUAAAUUAUAACUAAAGAUUAAUAUAACAUGACUAAAACAAUUACUAAUGAUUGAUCAUAACAUGAAAGAAUAUAAUAAUCAAGUUCCGUAAAUGUGGUCAGCUAUGCAUUAAGAACAGCCCAUAUUGUUUUGUUCAUGAACUUGGAAUGAACUGAAGAAUGAGAGAAUGUCUUGGUGUGUUAGGCUUGGUGUGUUUGGAACAGUAUGUGCAGAAGCAGAAGCGAGACUUCCCAGAAUGCAAGAGAAAAGAAGCAAUAGUUCUAAUAGCAAGAUUUCCACAAUGCCACAGUUAUGUGCAGUAAGAGAACUGCAGAAAGAGAACUUCCUUUAUCUCCCCUUUCUUUUCUUGUUUGCGAGGCGUUCUGGGUCAAUAAGGCAAAAUAAUUCGGGAUACGUGGUGUGCCAGCGCAUGCCCAAAAUAAGUUCGCCAGGGUCGAUGGGACAAAAAUACUUCAGGAUACGUGGUUUGCCAGCGCAUGCCCAAAAUAAGUCUGCCAACAUCUCCCCUAAAGUUUACUGUUGGUGUUGCCAUUUCGCAAAGUAGGCAGCAAGGAGUUUACUUGGUGGCUGAGGGGGAGAGAGAAGCCGAGAGAGAAGACUUAUGAGGCUAGGAACGCAUUGAAGCAGCAUAGCAAAAUAAGUAUACAAAUUAUGACAAUAGCAUAUUGAAAAAGACCACGAAGCCAAGUAAGGUUAGGCAGCCAAGCGGUAAGCCACUGGGUGAAAGAAUCCCAGAGGCCAGAAAAACCAACGUCCUGUUUAAUGUGAUGUGCAAGAUUUUGCAAAUGAGAGAUUUGGCUUUGAAUGGCUCUAGAAUUGUCAGUACAGUGGUGCCUCGCAAGACGAAAAGAAUCCGUUCCGCGAGUCUCUUCGUCUUGCGGGUUUUUUCGUCUUGCGAAGCAAGCCCAUUAGCGGAUUAGUGCUACAGUAUUAGCGGCUUAGCGGACUUAGUGGAUCAGCUGAUAAGCGGCUUAACGAUAAGCUGAUAAGCAGCUUAACGAUCAGCUGAUAAGCGGCUUAACGAUAAGCUGAUAAGCGGCUUAGCAUCAGCUGUUAAGCGGCUUAGCCAUCAACUGAUAAGCGGUUUAGCGGCUUGGGAAAAAGGGGGGGGAAGGAAAAAAACCCCGCAGGCUUAGCGGGCUUAGUGGAUCAGCUGAUAAGCGGCUUAACGAUCAGCUGAUAAGCGGCUUAACGAUAAGCUGAUAAGCGGCUUAACGAUCAGCUGAUAAUCGGCUUAGCAUCAGCUGUUAAGCGGCUUAGCCAUCAGCUAAUAAGCGGUUUAGCGGCUUGGGAAAAAGGGGGGGGGGAAGGAAAAAAACCCCCGCAGGAACUCGCAAGACAUUUUCGUCUUGCGAAGCAAGCACAUAGGAAAUUCGUUUUGCGAAGCACCUCCAAAACGGAAAACCCUUUCGUCUAGCGGGUUUUCCGUCUUGCGAGGCAUUCGUCUUGCGGGGCACCACUGUAAUAUUGAAACAACACAUGUCAUUCACUUGUUCACAGCCAUAAUGAUGAAGCAUCAGCAAAUAAUCGAUAGCACGAUUUUGUAAAAGUCCAUUUUGUAGUUCACUCUGUUCUUUAUUCAAAAGGUGAAGAGCUUGUGAAGUAAAAUUCAGAGUUUUUGCUGCAUAACAAGCUAAAGAAUUAAUGUUCAUACGAUUCCGUACAGCCAAUCCAGGGACUCCUAAGAGAGAAACAACUAAAAAGAUAUAUUCAGACCUACUGGGAAAAGAGACAAAAGCAUCACAAUCAUUAGUCAAUUCAAUAUUGCGGCGAUAUCGAGAGCGGGAUAAAUGAUGCUUCUUGGGUAAAAUGAUGGACAAACGGCUUAAGCAGCAAGGUGUGCCAUGGCUGAUGUAUUGGCACAUGGUAGGGGAAUUCAACAUCCCUUGUGGUAGGACUUUCCAUUGGUACCGUUCCAUGGGCUGACUGUUAUUUAACACAGGAACAGUAAAAGCAAAAAAUUUACGAUCCUUCUCCUGUAGGGGAAUGGAGAAGAAACAAUCUUGCAGGUCUAUUAUAGCCAAUUGAUAAGAAUGUGGAAUCAUAUUUGGAUUAGGCAGACCACACUGCAAAGGCCCCAUGGGUUCAAGGAUUUGGUUUAUUUUCCUUAAAUCCUGGAGAAAUCUCCAUUUGCCACUCUUCUUUUUCUGACGAAGAUGGGUGUAUUAUAGGGGCUAACUGAAGGCUCAAUAUGCUCUGCCGAUAAUUGUUCAUUCACUAAUUGUUUUAAAGCAAGUAGCUUUUCUCCCGUUAUGGGCCAUUGUUCCACCCAUACAGGACUGGUAGAUUUCCAGCUGAGGGGAAGUACAAGCUACUCAUUAAAUUGAAUGGUAGCUUGUAAUUGUUGUAGUAAAUCUCUUCCCCACAGAUUGAGGUGGAUUUUCAGCACAUAGGGCUGGAUGUAUGCAAUGGUUUCAGAGCUAUCAGGCAGAGAAACAGGCAGCCACUGUACGCUUUUGGAAGAGGUUUGGGGGCCACCCACACCCCAGACUGCAGAGGCAGACUCAAGGGGCCACGUGGGGUCCCAGCAACUACUAGAAAUUACAGAAACGUCUGCGCCUGUGUCAAUCAAGCCUUCCAGCACAAUACCAUUGAUUUUAUACUUACGAAGAAGUUUCUUUUCACCAAUCCUCUGGACUACAGCUAACAGCUGUGGAGGGAAAGAAGAGAGCUCGUGCAAAUUAGUAUCCAUAAUAGAAGCAGUAGGAUGAGAAGGGAGCACCACCAAAUGCGCCCAGGACUCACCCUUUUUUAAUUGCAUGGGCAUAUGGCUCCAGAGUUGAACCAUUAUUGUGCCUACAUAGUCAGGAUCCAGAACUCCUGGAAUAACCUGGAUUCCUUCUUUUGCCGCAGAAAAUUUGGGUAAAAUUAAACCUGCGACUUUAGGAGGCAGUGGGCCUGCCAAUUGAGUGGGCAUAAGCACAAUUUCACCAGGUAAAACAGAGUCUUUGGUCUCUUGAUUGAUCAAAUCAAUGGCAAAUUCAGAGGGUGUUUUUUUAGAAAAGUUUGCAGCAGCGGAAACUAAAGGUGGAAAACUCUCUAAUUGCCCUGGCCCGAGAGUGGGGCCGCAAUGGAGUUUCCCGGACUCCUGCAUUGAUUAGCCCAAUGAUAGCCUUUUCCACAUUUCGGGCAUUUUUUAGAAGGUUUAGCCUUAGAGGCAGCACCAUCCUUGUUUGCCCCCCCGCCAGGGGCUCUGCAUUGCUUGGCAAAAUGGCCUGGGCGCUUACAAUUAAAGCAAUCACCUGUAGGUCUAUUAGUAGCUUGGAUUGCGCCAGCAAGCAAAGACAUCGCAUGGCUCUGGCUACCGACAUCCGCACAAGCUUGAAUCAUAUCGGCCAGGUCAUAUUUAGGGCGAUGUAUGAUUGACUGCAAUGCUUUCUUGCAAUCGGUGUUUGCGUUUUCAAAGGCCAAUUUUCUCAUCAAUUCAUUUUGAGCUGUAGUGUUAUCAAUCUGCCUAGUGACUGAUUCUUUCAAUCUAUCUAUAAACUGAUGGUAUGGCUCCGAAUGCUGUUGCUUAAUAUUAACAAAGGAGCUCAGCGGUUGCCCUGAAACAGGGACUUUCCGAAAGGCGCGUUGUACACAGGUCGCGGUGCGACUAAAAUGUACAGGUGUCAGCGUCGCCUGGGCUGUUAUAUCAGCAUACUGACCAGCGCCAUAAAGUUGAUUGGCAGUAUGCUGCGGAUCAGACAGGGCUGAUGCGCUAUGUUUAAAUUCACUCUCAAACACCACAUACUGAGCUGGGGAUAAAAGCAUGCGCAUCAGGUCUUUCCAGUCUUGAGGUAGCAUUAUGUAACCAGUUGCUAUGCCUUCUAGCAUUCCUGUUACAUAGGAGGAUUUUAGACCAGAAUCAGUAAUGGCUUUCCUUAAUUCUCUCAUUACAGAAUAAGGAAGUGACUCAUAAAAAACCUGCUGUUGAGCAGUUCCAGGGUUUGAAUAGGUGAUAGGGAAAGCAGACGGCAUUUCACCUGGCCACUCAGACUCCUCCUCUAAGGACAGGAGCCCUUUCUGCCUGGCCAAAGAAAGCGCAGCGCGCACAGCUCCUAUAGAGCAAACAGGGGCUGUGGCAGGCGGAGGAGGGAUGGGGGGGGAGGAUGCAGGCUGAGGAGGUUGAGACGCAGGGAGGGAUUGGCUGGGCUGCAAAGGAGAAGGAGGCAAAAGCUUUGGGUAAGGUGGGGGGAUUGUCUGCAGUGGCCAGAAGGGGAGACGCCUGGGGUCCCAAUUGGGGCCCUAAUUUAGCAACGGCGUCUGCACAUUUCUGCCAAGUGAGCAGACAAUGAAUCGGAGCCCUUGGUUCUGUAAAAAGGGUCUUUCCAAUCUUUUGCCAAGUCUCUACCUCCAAGGAACCAGCCUCAGGAUAGAAGGGACAUUGGCAAUUAAUCUCACAUAGCAAUUGUUCAAUUUCUUUUAAGGAAAUAUUAACACCCACCGCUCGCUGUCUAACUAAAUAAAGCAAUUCUUUAGCAUGCUCUUUUUGGAAUUUAGUCAAUUCCCUCCCAUACUCACGAAGUAGCACGCUGAGACUUUUCCAGUCGAGUGAAGUAUGAGGGCUGGCUGCGUAAGGGAUCUGGCACGUCGGGGGUCACCAGAUGUUGGGUUGAAAUCACGACAGACGAGUGGUAGGUGUCAUAUGAGAGGUGUCUGCCGGGGCGAGCCCCGGGAACUCUCUUUUACUGAAUAUUACAAACAUUGCCACAGGUGUGCUUGUGGCUGAUUGGUUGAUACAAACACAAAGCAUCUUGUUGCUGAUUGGUUAACAUAGGUAUAAGGCGGGAAUUACAUAUAACUAUUUAUCACUGAUAGAUCAAAGGCUGAGAAAUGGAGCUAGAACUAGACAGGCAUGAAUCCUCCUAAUUAAAUUAUAACUAAAGAUUAAUAUAACAUGACUAAAACAAUUACUAAUGAUUGAUCAUAACAUGAAAGAAUAUAAUAAUCAAGUUCCGUAGAUGUGGUCAGCUAUGCAUUAAGAACAGACCAUAUUGUUUUGUUCAUGAACUUGGAAUGAACUGAAGAAUGAGAGAAUGUCUUGGUGUGUUAGGCUUGGUGUGUUUGGAACAGUAUGUGCAGAAGCAGAAGCGAGACUUCCCAGAAUGCAAGAGAAAAGAAGCAAUAGUUCUAAUAGCAAGAUUUCCCAUAAUGCCACAGUUAUGUGCAGCAAGAGAACUGCAGAAAGAGAACUUCCCUUUAGAAUUCCCUCAGAAAAGGAAAUCAGUGUUUCACUUAUUAAAAAGGAACAAUUGGACUUGAUCUGUCUACAAGAAACACAUAUAACAAGAUUACACAGGAAACUGUUGAUAAAUAAAAGACUUGGUCAGGAGUUUAUUUCAUCGGACAAAGUUAAAAAAAAGAGGGGUUGUGAUUUAUGCAAAGGACAGACUAUCACCGAAAUUUGUUUUUAAAGAUGACCAAGGAAGAUUUGUGGCAAUUGAAAUUCAAACGCAAGGAGAAAAAUUUUUGAUAGUAGGAAUCUAUGCACCAAAUGAUGGGAAAUCUGAAUUUUUUAAGAAGUUGCACGAGACCCUGAUGGACUAUUUGGAUUACAACAUGAUUUUGAUGGGAGACAUGAAUGGAGUGGUAUCUACAUAUAUGGACAAGGCACAAAGACAGGUAGUCACUAAGGAUGGUAGACUACCGAAAACCUUUUUUGACAUGACAGACAACUUGGACUUAGUUGAUAUUUGGAGAAUAAGAAACCCCAUGGCUAAAGAGGGAACCUUCUUUUCUGAAGCCAAAAUGACAUGGACAAGAAUUGACCAAAUUUGGAUAACUAGAGGAAUGGCACCAAAGACAAGAAAGGUGGAAAUCUGCCCGAAAACUUGCUCCGACCACAAUGCUGUCAAGAUGGAAAUGAGAUUAACACCAACUGGCUCCUUUAGAUGGAAGAUGAAUGACACCUUAUUUAGAGAUGAAGAAGUACUUAAGAAGGCCCAAAAAACCUUGAGAGACUAUUUUGAGAUAAAUUUGAGCACCAAUGUGGAGAAAAGAGUAAUCUGGGACGCAAGUAAAGCGGUUAUGAGAGGGUUCCUAAUACAACAGAACGCAGUAAAGAAAAGAAUUCAAAAUGAGAAGAAGGAUAAGAUAUUGGACAAAAUAAAGGAGAGUGAAAAAAGACUGAGAGUAAACCCCAAAUCUCAAGAGAUUUUGAGAGAGUUAAAGUUAUAUCAAGUACAAUAUAUGAAAAUGAUGAAUCAGGAAAUAGAAUGGAAAAUUAAACAAAUGAGACGAAAGACAUUUGAGUCAGCUAACAAAUGUGGUAAAUUGUUGGCAUGGCAAAUGAAAAAGAGACAAAAACUAAAUACGGUCACGAACUUAGAAGUGGAAGGAAGAAAUAUACAGAACCCCGCAGAGAUUAGAAAUUGUUUCCAGAGGUACUUUAAACGAUUAUAUACCCAAGGGCCAUUGAAAGAAACAGACUUAGAUCAAUUUUUGAAAACAAAUGGAUUACAAAAAAUAUCAAGAAAAUAAACUAAUUUUGAAUUACAAAAUAACUGAACAAGAAAUAGAAGGUGCCAUUCAAAAUAUGCAAUUGGGUAAAUCUCCAGGACCAGAUGGUUUGACUUCUAGAUACUAUAGAUCCUUGAAAGAAUGGUUAAUACAACCUUUGAAAGAGGUCUGCAAUGAAAUAAUGGAGGGGAAAAGAGCACCAGAGUCGUGGAAAGAAGCAUAUAUUACACUUGUACCGAAAACAGAGACUGAAAAGACACAGCUUAAGAACUACCGCCCUAUAUCAUUACUUAAUGUGGAUUACAAAAUAUUUGCUGCCAUUUUGGCCAAGAGAUUUAAACAAGUGUUGAUGGAAGAGAUUCAUAAAAACCAAGCGGGCUUUCUCCCAGGAAGACAUCUGUCUGACAAUUUGAGGAAUAUAAUUGAUAUUCUGGAAAAACUAGAAGUGAACAUAAACACUAAAGCAGUUUUGAUAUUUGUGGACGCGGAAAAGCCUUUGACAACAUUUCCUGGAACUUUAUGAAGAAGAAUCUACAGGGUAUGGGGUAGGCCAAGGCUUUGAGAAUGGUAUAAGUGCAAUUUAUUCAGAACAAAAGGCUAAAUUAAUUGUAAAUAUUGUGGUGACGGAAGAACUUAAAAUUGAAAAAGGGACACGACAAGGUUGCCCAAUUUCCCACUUCUUUUAUUUCGGUCCUGGAGGUUUUGCUGAACAUGAUUAGAAGGGACCAGUUGGUCAAAGGUAUACAGGUCGGAGCUAAACAGUACAAAUUGAGAGCAUUUGCAGAUGAUUUAGUAUUGACGUUACAGGAGCCAGAAUCUAGUACUAAAAGAGUUUUAGAAUUGAUUCAAGAAUUUGGUCAAGUUGCAGGAUUUAAAUUGAACAAGGUAAAAACUAAGGUUUUAGAGAAAAAUCUAACACCAAUGGAGAAAGAGAGGUUUCAGAAUAUGACAGGUUUAACAGUGGUUAAGAAAGUGAAAUACCUGGGGAUCAACAUGACAGCAAAAAAUGGGAAUUUAUUUAAAGAUAAUUAUGAAAAAUGUUGGGCUGAAGUGAACAAAGAUUUAGAAAUUUGGUCAAAUUUGAAGCUUUCACUGCUGGGCUGUAUUGCUGCGAUAAAAAUGAAUGUAUUGCCUAGAAUGUUGUUUUUGUUUCAAACUUUGCAAAUUGUGGACAAAAUGGAUUGUUUCAAGAGGUGGCAGAAAGAUAUUUCUAGAUUUGUCUGGCAGGGCAAGAAGCCCAGAAUAAAAUUUAAAAUAUUAAUGGACGCAAAGGAAAGAGGUGGAUUUGCCCUGCCAGACCUCAAACUUUAUUAUGAAUCAGCAGCUUUUUGCUGGUUGAAAGAAUGGCUGCUUCUUGAAAACACUGACAUUUUGGACCUAGAAGGUUUUAAUAAUGUAUUUGGAUGGCAUGCAUAUCUGUGGUAUGAUAAGGUCAAAGCACAUAAAGCAUUUAAAAACCACAUUGUCAGGAAAGCGCUGUUUAAUGUUUGGAUAAGAUAUAAGGAUUUAUUAGAAAAUAAAACUCCAAGGUGGCUGUCACCAAUGGAAGCGAAAGCCUUGAAAAAGCUCAAUAUGGAGGUCAAAUGGCCGAAAUAUUGGGAAAUUUUGGAACAAGAUGGAGAUAGACUGAAAUUGCAGAGCUUUGAAAAACUAAAAAACAAAGUGCGAGACUGGCUUCAUUAUUUUCAGAUAAUGGAGGCAUUUAAAUUGGACAAGAAAAUUGGCUUCCAGGUGGAAAAAUCAAAAUUAGAAACUGAACUGUUAGAACCCAAAACUAAGAAUUUGUCAAGAAUGUAUAACUUGCUGCUGAAAUGGAACACUCAGGAUGAAACGGUAAAAUCAGCUAUGAUUAAAUGGGCACAAGACGUUGGACACAACAUUAUGUUCUCGGACUGGGAACAGUUAUGGACCACAGGUAUGAAAUUUACGGCAUGUAAUGCCCUAAGAGAGAAUAUUAUGAAAAUGAUAUACAGGUGGUACAUAACCCCAGUCAAGCUUGCAAAAAUCUAUCAUUUGCCCGAUAAUAAAUGUUGGAAAUGUAAAGAAACUGAAGGUACAUUUUUCACCUUUGGUGGACGUGCCCAAAGAUUAAGCCUUUCUUGGAAAUGAUAUAUAAUGAAUUAAAAAGGAAUUUAAAUAGACCUUCUUGAAGAAACCAGAGGCCUUUCUCCUGGGCAUAGUAGGCCAAAUGCUGUUAAAAAAGGAUAGAUCUUUCUUUAUGUAUGCAACAACAGCAGCAAGAAUACUCAUCACAAAGUAUUGGAAGACACAAGAGCUCCCCACACUGGAGGAAUGGCAGAUGAAACUGAUGGAUUAUAUGGAACUGGCGGAAAUGACUGGUAGAAUCCGUGACCAGGGAGAAGAGUCGGUGGAGGAAGAUUGGAAGAAAUUCAAAGACUAUCUGCAGAAACAUUGCAAAAUUAAAGAAUGUUAGAGUGAUGCUGGAUUGAAAAUAAGUGGCUUCUAGCUAUACAGGCUUUAAAGUUAUAUAUAGAUCAAGAUUAAGGAUUAGGAUUAAAAAAAAAGUUAAAGGAAAUGGAAAUUUGACUUUUAAGAGGUAAAAAUUUAAGGUUAUAUUAUAUUAAGAUUAAGGAUUGGGAUUAAAAAAGAGGGAAAGAAACUGCUGGACAAAUAAAUUGAACUGGAAUACAAAAGAGGGAGGUAUGAGGAGGUCCAGAAAAUAAGUAAAUUUAAAAAUGGUGAUGAAAAGGUGGUAUUAUUUUUAACUGUUUUCUUUUUUGUCUUUUGCUUUUUUUUGGAUUAUGUAUUGUGUAUUUUUGAAUUGUGUAUUUUUCUUUUUUCUUUUUUCUUUUUUAUUGAUGUGUUCUUUUUAUUGGAAACCUUAAUAAAUAUCAUUUUAAAAAAAAAAGAAAACAAAAGAUCAGGAAUGUCCGGGUAUGUGUAGUAAUUUUCUAGGUGGGCAAUAUUUGUGGUCCUGCGGCUUCAAACUUUGUGUUUUGCAUUGUUGGGAGUGAUCUUGCUUCUUUGAUGACAUGAGUGUUUCUCUAUUGAAGUCUUGAGACACGAGUGCCCAAGCCAGCCUUCCAUAAUAUUGUGCUCUCCAGACAUGGCUGUCCUCCCAUCAGACUCAGUGAGCAUGGCCAAUGGCCAGGGAGGAUUUGUAAUUGCAGCCCAAUGACACCCGAAGGGCACCAAUGUGGGGGACCACUCUGGCCUCAAGAAUGUCACCUGCCUCAGGGCCUGGAGAGUUCGUGUCAGCAAGAGUAGACUACACUGAGCUGAUACGCGCACAUUCCAGUGUAUUUCACACCCUGUACCAGUGCCCUUUCUCUGCACACUUGGUGUGCGUUCAGAAGUGAUUCAUGUUGUUUCCAUGAUCACUGCAAUUCUUCUGUGACUCAAUGGACACCUGAAGUGCUUAUCCUCACAUCUGAAACUGUGGCUGUACCUUCAUGUUUAAUGACUCCUGUGCUUUCUGAUCACAGUGACUGUUGUGGCCACAAUCAAUGUCUCUGUAACAGUGAAGAAUCGGAAGUUCAGCCCAGAGAUGGCGAAUUCCAGCUCUUCUGUCUUCAAGACAUUUGUGAAGAUCUUUGAGGAACAGGUGAGGGGUGGCUGGGAGUGCACAGAGAGAUGACACCCCCCAAAAUACCCACACCCAAACCCGAACCCUAUGGCGACUUCUGAGUCCAGGCCCCAUUCAUACUCCAUUCCUCAGUGGUGAAGUUCAUUCACAGCAAGUCUGGAAACACAGUCAGGUUUCCCUCAUUUGGAAUACCUGGAUAUCCAGCUUCAGAAAUGGAGCCAUCAGAUGAGUAUAGAAAGCUGUUUCUGUAAUUUGUAGCUCAGAACUGAUGGUUCAAACCCUAAUACACACAUCAGGAACCGUCUUCCUAAUUGUCACUUUUGAAAGACCAAUGUUAAAGUGGCAAAGGUCAUCUUCCAGCCUUUAUAAUCAUCCCAUCCCUUUGGCCAGGCUGCCUGCUGGGAACUGGAGUCCAAGAACAGCUGGGGGAGGGCCACCGACUAGCCAUGCCCAGCACAGGAGAUACCCCAAAGGUGUGUUGGAAGGGUGGAGGAGGUAAAGGAGCACAGCAGGAUAGAGAGGCCCUACUCAGCACACAGGAGGGACCCAGAAUCUGCUGCGAUGGGGGGUUUAGUAUUUCUCAGAUCCACAAACUAGUUUACAUGUGGAGUUUUUUGUUGUUUCUUCUGCCGUGGAAAUUCCUGCAUUGCAGGGAUUGGACCCAAUAACCCUCAGGUCCCUUCCAACUCUACAGUUCUAUGAUUCUAGGGCUGCUGACCUGGACCUCAAAGAGGCACCCUGUCUGAUAUGAUCGGGGUGGCGGUCAUACUCGCAGUGGGCAGCUGCUCUGCUGUUUAUGUGCAGAACCUGCUGUUGGUUGGUGCUUCCGACUGUUGCUGUCUAUGCAGCUGAGAUGAGACCUCUCUCUCCUUGCAGAUGGACAUCCUCUAUGCGGACAUUCCUGGGUACACGGGUGUAAAGGUGAUUCGGCUGAGGUGAGUCACAGAAGAGAUACAGCUGGGGACCAAGUAUGGGAGGGAGGGUGCUGCUUGGUGCCAUGCAAUCUCCUGGGUCACUGCUGUGAGUGGCCACGCCCCUUUAAGCGACAGCCCCCACUACCAUCAUUCACCUCACAUCAGGCUGGCUGAGGGCACCUUUGGGGUUGUGGCUAAGUGAUUUAUUCUCUUCCUUCCUCCUGCCUCUUCUCAGCAAUGGUAGUAUUAUCGUGGACCACGAGGUGCUCCUGCAGCUUCACUUCUCAGACUUCAAUGCUUCUUACAAUGCUUCCAUGAAGAACCUCACACAGACCUUGCAAAAGAAUUGCACUUCCAAUGACAAAGGUGAGGAGGCGCCUGCCACUUCUCAUGGGAAGGUCUGGCUGGCAUGAGAAAGCAGAAGUCAUCCAAUGGUUGUGAUUCUGUCCCUCCUUAUUUGGGAGUAAAUUGCACCAGCAUCACAAGUGCAUGUACUCCUGAGUCAACAUGCAUAGGAUGGGGUUACCAAGGUGGUAGUCAGGAGUUAAGCCUGGGGUUGCCAGCCACACUGGGAGCCCAAAGACAGGCUGUGAGGCGGCCGGUGAGCCACCUCUCUGCAGAACCUGAGCAGCUCCACUGUCCAAGGUCACCCCAACUCCCCUGGUCCAAAACAAUUACGUUGUUUCACUAGGAACAGAGGUAUCCCUUUGAGAUUGAGCAAGAUGAAACUGUACGAAAGCUUAUUGUCCAAAAUGGAAUGAAUUUCACUCCAAACAGGAAUCAAGAAUAGAAUGAGCUUCAGUAAUGCUAUAUCUGAGGCCACCUAGUGUUAUCUAUCCAUGCUGAGGAGUGAGGGUGCAAACCCUUCUCUGUUACCCCAGCAGCAGUGCUGUAACAUCAACUGACCCCAGCUGAUUUUCCCAUGCCCACAUGGAGAUGAAUAUCAGGUUGCUUCCUGUCAGAAGAGGUGUGCUUCCUUCAGCCUUGGUGGCAGGGACUCAUUACAAGUGGGGGGGGGUGUUGAAGUAGAGGUCCCUCCCCAUGGUUGUCCCCCCCCCCCCCCCGUGAUUUCUUCCUUUCAGAAGCCUCACCUUUGCUUUCCCUCUCUACUUUAGAUAAGCUCUGCUUUACUGAAGGAGCAUCUCGUGUGACCGCAGUGCCGCUGAGUCCUAAAGGUGAGGACUGCCGUGUGGGAGGGAAUUAGUGUGUGGGAUAUAUAUAUAUAUAUAUAUAUAUAUAUAUAUAUAUAUAUUGAUGAUGAUGAUCCAGCAGCCAAGCUCCUCUUUUGUUCUCCUAGUCCAGGGGUCAGCAAACUUUUUCAGCAGGGGGCCGGUCGACUGUCCCUCAGACCUUGUGGGGGGCUGGACUAUAUUUUGAAAAAAAUAAUGAAUGAAUUAAUUUUAUUCCCUCAAAAUAACCCAGAGAUGCAUUUUAAAUAAAAGCACACAUUCUACUCAUAUAAAAAAAUGCUGAUUCCCGGACCGUCCGCGAGCCGGAUUUAGAAGGUGAUUGGGCCGGAUCUGGCACCUGGGCCUUAGUUUGCCUACCCAUGUCCUAUUCCCAUGCAUGUGGUGUUGUGAGACAUUUGCAUUCUUCCUUUGCUGACCCUACUCUCUCCUUUUCCAUUCCUAGAUCUGUCGGACGAAUGCAAGAAUGCCUCAGUGGUGGCACAAAACCUCCAGCCAUAUUAUGUGGCACGGAUCAUCAACAACACACUUCAUUGUGUCUCUAAUUGCAGUGAUUGGAACCCCCACCCAUUCCCCUGUGUGAAUGGAAAGUGCUACAUCACCUCUGAGGGGCCCAAAUGCCGGUGAGUAGCAUGCCAGGGGGUGAAGGAGGGAGAGGAGACAUGCGGUCAACUCUUCCCCGUAGGCGGGUCCAAUAAGUACUAUCUGUGGUGAAUAGUUAUGUGUGUGUUUUAAAAAUAGUCUAAUACAAUUUGUUACCUAUCCGUUCUAGGGAGAUGCCAAGCACAACAAGUGAAACAUCCAUUUCUACAAAUUUGAAAACAACACCUUCUGCUUAUGCAACCUCAGCAACUUCUGCUAAUGCAACUACCACACCUUCUGCUUAUACUGCUACGAAAAUAUCCACCCCAAAGACAUCUUCCCCUUCCACCAUUACUCGUGGGCGUACAUCGACUCAUUCACAGAUUACAAGCUCCUCUGGUAGGUAUCUAUAUAUUCAUAUGGAAAUGAUGUUUCUCUCCCAGCACAGUAUUCCAGGGCUUAACAGUUUACAUGUGCUGUGCAUAUGUUUCGGUGCCUUAACGCGAGUCCAGGAUUUCUUCAACACCGCUUGAUGUGUUGUUAGAUCACUCCCGUCUUUGUAGGAGUGGCUCUAAGUGGUCCCCCAUGACUCAGGCACACAGCUCACCCCUCCCCCAGGAGCUGUGUGUUCAGAAUUGUGGCCCAAUUCUGUGGAACUCCAUCUUGGCUGACACAUCUUCUUUAGUGAACUUCAGGCACCCAAGAAGGCUUUGUUGUUUUCAGCAAGCAGUUUAAGCAACACUUUUUGAUUUUCUGAUGAAAUCUAAUUGAUCAUUUGUAUCGCUCUUGAACUGUCACUGGACACUUCUUAGAAAUAAUACCAUUAAGCCGUACAGCAUAUAAACGGUUGGAUCAUCAACAUCAUCGCCAUAUAUGAGGGCUCCUUUGUAAACUUGUACUUAAAUUUUGGUUAUGCUCUGUUGUCUUCCUCUUGCUCAGCUCCUUCCACCACAGCUGUCCCUCUUAAGUGCCUUAAUGGAGGAGUGCUUGUCGGGGGUCGUUGUCACUGCCCAUCUCCCUAUACUGGGCAACGUUGCGAAGAGGCAGAGAAUGAAGUCCAAGUGGGUAAGUCUGAGCAUUAUUAGUACAAGACUCCCUGCUCACAGGUUUUUCCUUUGAAAAGAGUGGGCAGUAUCUAUGGCUCUGAAGCUGUAGACUUGGUUUUGUGUUGUUGGACGACUCAGUAUCGUGCAGUGAAAUUUUUCAUAGGGGAACAGUUAGGGCCAGAGGCCCUAGCUUGUGAGGGGUGGGGGUGGGGGGUUGAUGUAACACAUGUGACAUCCUGACACUGCGGACGUGAACAUCACACCUCCCUCCCUAAGCCAGGCAGAAUCUUCCCAGGCUUUGCCAAGGAGGUGCCAGGGCUCUGACAGGACACUGGAGCCUCUUGCCUCCUUCCAAAAGCCAGAUGGGCUUUGGGAAGAUGACAGGACAGAUCUUGGACCCAUCGGAGCCUUGCACCUCCCUCCCUAAGCCGGGCAGAAGCUUCCUGGGCUUUGCAAAGGAGUCUCCAGGGGACCAUUUAGGGGACUAGGCUAUCCCCCUUAGUCCAAUGGCCACCUGCCACUCUUGGGAGUGAUCUUGCUUCUCUGUCAUGCUGACCAUUUUUCCAUGGAAGCCUAGGGCCAGGACAGCCUUCUGUAGCCUGGUGCCCUCCAGAUGUUGUUCUCUUGGGCUUCCAGCUCCCCCAGCAAACAUGGCCAAUGGCAGGGGAGGAUGAGUAGUUGUGGCCCAACAUCUGGAGGACCUUGCCUGCACUCUCACUUUGCAAAGGGAAUUCUGUCCAUGGUAAGAUUUAAAGUUUCUUUCAACACUGAGAAAGAAGGGAAAGGUUUGCAGCCCCCAUGGAUGUGGGAAGAGAUAGAAUGGCGGCUUUUCUGGAUGCUGCUGUCUUGUGGGAGAUCUUUGGAAGAAGAAAAGGUUAAGGAGUAAACCGUACGCAAACCCAGAGCGGAGUCCUUAAGAGGGUUGGAUGGUGCCUCGUACGCCUCCUCCUGGCAACUCCUGCAGCCAAGCUAUUGCAAAGCGUCUUGCUCCGCUUUCCUUUGGACUACAUCAGUGAGGCUGAGGGGGGCGGGGCCUCUUGUCUUCUGGCCAACCCAGAGCCUCCAUACAUACUGCCCAGGCUUGCUUUGGUGCUGCUAAUGCACAGUUAAACUUCACCCCAGAGGCACUUGCCAUUGUCUCUGGAGACAAACAGAGGCCAACAAGCAGCAGCCAAUAAGCAAGAGCCUCGUUUGCCUCAGGCCCUGGAGAGUAAUUGCCACUCAGAGUAGACUACACUGAGUUGAGGUGCGCAGGUUCCAGUGCAUUUCACACCUGUAUUAGUACCCUUUCUCUGAACUCUUUGAUGUGGAUCCAAAGGCAAUCCAUGUUGUUCCCAUUAUCACUGCAAAUUAUCCUGCAACUGCACAGACAUCUGACAGGUUCAUCCAGCGGCGUAGCGUGGGUUGUCAGCACCCGGGGCAAGGCAAGUAAUUUGCGCCCCCUAACCCGGGGCAAGGCAAGUAAUUUGCGCCCCCUAACCUGCCGCUGCUGCCAGCUUCUUCUUGCUGCUGCCUGGUCUGGUCUGGUGUGGUUCUCUCCCGUGCUCAGCGCUGCGCUGCCGCUGCACUGUCCCUCCCCCAGAUAGUCCCUCGCUCUCUCUCCGCACCGCACACCUGGCACCCACCCCCUCCACAGUGGGCGGCGACCCAGCGGCUCAGAUCGGAUUCGCACAGCCAGCACUGCAGUGAGAGAGAGUGAGCCAGGUAGGGGCAGAGAGCUGCGAGUGCGAGCGCGCCCCCCCAGAUGUUGCGCCCGGUGCGGCCAGCCCCCCCUGCACCCCCCACGCUACGCCACUGGGUUCAUCCUCACAAGGUGUCUUUUCACCCCAAAGAGACAGGAGGUGUCAAUGGGAAGACACUUCCCAAGUGCUACCUGAGGCGGCAAACCUGUGCAAACUUAACUGGGAGAAGCAUCCAGCUUGCAGGACUGGGGAGAAGAAAAGAAUACUCUUGUGGAUGGGUUUCUUGAUGGGCUACCUAAGUGCUGCAACCCCUCUGGACAAGAUCAUGAUGGGGGGCAGGAGACAGAUAAAGGACAUGGCAGCAUUGUGCUCCCUUCACCAUGCAACUGGGCUGUUGUGUAGUCGUGAUUGUGAAAAAUGCCUGAUUUGAAAAUUCCAGCCACCCAUGGAAAUGCUUUGAUUUAGAACGUUACCUUUUCUGGAUGCAGAUGACUUCCAUACCAACCGUGUAUAAAACUGGUUGUAUCUUUAGGAGGUGUAUAUACAAUCUACUCAGGCUUGUCCACAUGCCUAGGAAGUCUGGGUCUGUGGGGUUUUCUGCUUGUCCUGUGCUUACUAGGCAUGCUUACUAGGUCUGAGCAGUUCUGCCUUUGCUACACUGUUUUCCCCUAGGAAACCUGCUCUUUGUGGAAAAACCAAUUGCCAUUUGUUCCUAUUCAGCACAAAACUGCUUUCCAAAGGAAAGUGCAGAGGCAAAUGGAAGUGUGGAUGAACCCUCAACUGGUUCUCAAGGAAAGAUGGCCAACUUGCUUGCUUCAAAAUGGUGUGUUGCUUCUGUGGCAUCACCCUGACACCUGCAGUUUAAAAAGCUUCUGAUAGCAGCAGCAGCUGGACAAGAAUGUCACCUGCCUCAGGACCUGGAGAGUUCCUGUCAGCAAGAGUAGACUACACUGAGCUGAUACACGCACAUUCCCAUGUAUUUCAUAACCUGUACCAAUGCCCUUUCUCUGCACACUUGGUGUAGAUCCAUAGGUGAUUCAUGUUGUUUCCAUGAUCACUGUGACUCAAUGGACACCUGAAGUGCUUAUCCUCACAUCUGAAACUGUAGCUGUACCUUCAUGUUUAACGACUCCUGUGCUUUCUGAUCACAGUGACUGUUGUGGCCACCAUCAAUGUCUCUGUAACAGUGAAGAAUCGGGAGUUCAGCCCAGAGAUGGCGAUUUACAACUCGUCUGCCUUCAAUUCAUUCGUGAAGAUCUUUGUGGAACAGGUGAGGGGUGGUUGGGAGUUCAUAGAGGAUGCCCACUCAGGAAAAUGAUCACUUCCAGGCAGACCUAUUGUUACUUUUGAGUCUGGGUCCCAUUAACAUGCCAUUCCUUUGUGGUAAACUUCAUUAACAGAGAUUUGUCCGCUUAGCACAUCUGGAAACAGUCAGAUUUCCUUUCUUUGGAACACCUAAAUAUCCAGAUGUGGAAAUGUAGCUAUCAGAUGAGUAUAUGCAAUAUGUAGCUUAGAUCUGAUGGUUCAUACCCUACACAGAAUAUCUUCUUGUUUCUGCUGCUGUGGAAAUGCAUCUAUGACAGGGAUUGGACCAAAUGACCUUCAGGUCCCUUCCAACUCUACAAUUCUAUGAUUCUAGGACUGCUCACACACACCUCAAAGCCACGCUUUGUCUGGGUAGACACAGAGGGCUGGUGAUGCUUGCAGACAGCAGCUGCUCUGCUGCCUCUGUGCAGACCCUGCUGUUGAUUGGUGCUUCCGACUGUUGCUGUCUAUGCAGCUGAGAUGAGACCUCUCUCUCUUUGCAGAUGAACAUCUUCUAUGCGGACAUUCCUGGGUACACGGGUGUAAAGGUGUUUCGGCUGAGGUGAGUCGCAGAAGUGAUACAGAUGGGGGCCAAGUAUGGGAGGGAGGGUGCUGCUUGGGGCCAUGCCUGGCCCCCCUGCUGUGAGUGGCCACACCCCUUUAAGCGACAGCCCCCACUAACAUCAUUGACCUCACAUCAGGCUGGCUGAGAGCACCUUUGGGGUUGUGGCUAAGUGAUUUCUCCCUCUUCCUUCCUGCUGCCUCUUCUCAGCAAUGGUAGUGUUAUCGUGGCCCACGAGGUGCUCCUGCAGCUUCACUUCUCAGACUUCAAUGCUUCCUACGAUGAAUCCGUGAAGGACCUCAAACAGACCCUGAAAAAAAAUUCCACUUCCAAUGGCAACGGUGAGGAGGCACCUGCCACUUCUUGUGGGAAGGUCUGGCUGGCAGCUGAAGGAGCCAAAAGAUGGCAUGAAUAUUGCAAACUUUUACGCUACAUUCCCAUCCAUCUAAUGGAGUAGGAGGAAAGGCUUCUUAUUAAAUGUCUUCAGAUCGGCUGUCAUGAGGAAGCAGAAGUCAUCCAAGGGUUGUGAUCCUGUCCCUCCUUAGUUGGGAGUAAAUUGCACCAGCAUCACAAGUGCAUGUACCUCUGAGUCAACAUGUAUCAGAUGGGGCUCCCAACGCAGUAACCCAAAAACAGGCUGUGAGACGGCCGGCGUACCAGCUCUCUGCAUAAGUUGAGUGGCUUCACUGAGUCCAAGCCCACCCCCACUCUCCUGAACCAAACAAUUACCGUACGCUGUUUUACUAGGGACAGAGCUACCCCUUUGAAAUCACACAGAGAAAAGCAGGCAUCAAGAAUAGAAUGUACUUCAUCUACGCCAUAUCUGAGGCCACCUACCGGGUUUGUCCUGUAUGGUGAGGAACAGAGGAACCUUUUCCAAAAGGGAGCCAAUCAAUGUCUCCCUAGUCUUCCCAUUUCACUGCCAUAUGGAACAGAUCAAUUUAUUUAUGCCUGAUCAGAGGCAACCUGGUGUUAUCCAUCCAUGCUGUGAGGUGAGGGUUCAGACCCAUCUCUCUGUUACCAGCAGCUGCCCCUGUAACAUCAACCAGCCCCAACUGCUUCACCCUUGCCCACACAGAGAUGAGUGUCAGGUUGCUGGUUGGACAUAGGAGGGAUGGCAGAGGAAGUGUGUUUCCUUCAACUCUGGUGGCAGGGAGACAUGGCUGGUGGGUGGGGGAACAGGUCCUUCCCCUUGGAUGCUCCCCCUCCCAUGAUUUCUCCCUUGCAUAAGCCUCACCAUUACUUUCCCCCUCUCCUUCAGAUUCGCUUUUGUUUACUGGAGAGCGUUAUGUGACCGAAGUGCCCCUGAGCCCUGAAGGUGAGGACUGGGGUGUGAGAGGGGGUCAGUGUGUGCUUAACACACUCCUAAUGUUGAAGAGUUGCAGUGGGCUGUCUGGAUGGGGGUGGUGGAGCCGUAUGAGGAAGAAAACAUGGCCACCACAUGCAAGCAAAUGCUAUGAACCCCCGUACACCUUGUGGCACCGCUGGAUGGUACAGAUGUUGCCAGGAUUCUGCAUGUGCAGUCACAUAUGAGAUGCACAGAGGCUAAUCCUAGGGCCAUCAGUCGCCAUCACAGUUGGUGGGGAAGAAAGUAAGAUAAGGAAGAAGAAGGGAGGAAUUCAGGGCCACCAAUGAGUCCUUCCUUUCCCUUUCCAGCUCUGUCAAAAGAAUGCAAGAACACCUCCGUGGUGGCAAAAAACAUCCAGCAAUUUUACGUGGCACGAAACAUCAGUGGCAGCCUCCAGUGUGUCUCUAACUGCAGCGUUUGGCACCCCGACCCCUUCAGCUGUGUGAACGGAAACUGCUAUGUCACCCCUGAGGGGCCCAGUUGCUAGUGAGUAGCAUGCCAGGGGGUGAAGUGGGUGGUGGCAAAGGAUCUGGGCCUGUGGCACAGGGGGACAAAAUCAUGCCCAUAGGCUGUUCCUACCAGAUGUGCUAGUAGGAACCAUUUAAAUGUCAUUUUUAAGAAAACAGUGUCAUUCAUGUGCAUGUUGUCUUUUGCUGCAAUUCCCCGUGGGCACCAGUCACCACUGCUCCUGCCUUGGAUUGGGGCCCUGGAUGCCACUCAGCCCCCCCCCCCCGAAUUGCAGCAUCAGAAACACCCCCUGCUCCCCACCCCGUAAAUAACCCAGGCAUCCUGGGCCCCAUUACCUGCCUUCUUGCCGGUUUUUGACGCCGCCUUUCCUCCCACAGCUGUGAGCAGUCGGACUCCUACUGGUUCGUGGGCCGGCGCUGUGAGCAGGGCAUCAGCAAGGUGGGGGUGGCCGUGGGGGUGGCCCUGGGCCUGGCGGUGCUGCUGCUGAUCAUCCUGGUCUUGGUCGUGCUUCUCUGCUGGAGGCGCUGUUGCCCGAGGGAGAAGGGACACAGGUAGGAGGAGGGCUGGGCACUCAAACUCUUGUCAGCUUGGUCAGCUCCACGUCCCGGUCAGCCUCUGCUGUUUUAACUGGCGCUGACUCUGGAAGCUGUCCUUGAAAUGGGCUGAAGGACAGAUCUUUGCCCUGAUGGCCUCUGUUGGUCUCCCACUUCCAGGCUGACGCAUUUGCCUCCCGAUGAAGAGAGGUGGUACGAAAAUGAGCCCGAGUGGGUGGCCCGUCCUGAAGGCCUCGAUCCGAGUGCCCCAGCAAUGGAAAGCAGCAGCGCUGCAGCAGGUGGUAUGUGGCAGAAGGCCUAGGUCGGGAAGGGGAGGUCUUGGAGGUGGUGGUGGUGUUAAGCCCGGGGUUCCAUGGCAGCUGCCAGACUCCAUCCCAGAGGAUGCGCCUUGCCUUGCCCUGGAAGGAAGCACAAUGUUAAUUGGAUUACAGGUGGUCUGGGGUUGCAGGAGGGGUUCAAGUUGCACAGAAACAUUCCACCCCACAUGCAGAAAUAAGGAAAUAAGAAAGGGAAGGGGAGAGCAACAGGGGAGGUCAAACACAGCCACGUCCCCAAACUGCAAUCAGGCGGAAGGGCUUUCCAUGCCCUGCCACCCCACCCUGCCCUGAUCCAGGAGAAGGAAAUAGAAAUAAAUAAAUGAGAUGUGGGGGUUCUCAUGUACUCUGUGCUCUGGGGAGGGAGCGCUAGGCACCUGAGGGGGAUGAUGAGCCUCAGCCCUGAUUACGGGUUGCAUUAUCACACCAGGGAAGACCACUUUGCUUGCCAGAGCUUUGAAAAUGCAUUUUGUAAAAAUAAAGCAGGUUCUAGCUGGCUCUGUGGAUCCCUCCCUUCUUGGAAGACGUCUGGGUGGGCAAGUGGAGAGGCUGGACAGGGGCAAGAGGAAGCCCUUUUGAAAGAGGGCACCAAAUCUUUAAAAAUGCCUGACAUGCUCCCUCCCCCUCCUUCGCCCUUUGCACAGAAGACCAUUACAGCAGCAUGAGCAGCGAGCAAGACAGCUCCACCGCAGACCAGGGCUCCUUCCAGCCCCGCCUGGACAAAGUGGACACCUCCCUGCCGGUACAAGGAAAGAGGGUGCUUAGGGUGGGGUGCAAAAAAGCACAGCCAGAACAAUCUGGCGGCUGAAAAGGCCUGUUCCAAGCAAGGACACAUAACAAGAUUGUGUGCCUUUCAGAUUAGGGGGAGAAGCAACAGGCAGGGGGUUCCGGCGGGCACAGGAUAGGUUUCUAGGUGGCGUGGGGAAAUGGAGUGCAUAUAGGGUCAUUCCACAAACCGAAAAGGCGGGAGGUUCAGAAUAGAAGACAGGAAGUCUGUCUUCACAGUGGUGGCAAAAUCAGUGUAUGGAACUCCCUGCCACAAGAGGUGGUGGAGGCUGCUGGCUUAGAGGCACAGGUGGGUUAGCCAAAUUCCUGGCACUGCAAAUAUCUGUCACUACUUUGGGUAGUGAAAUGUGGCCUCCAGGGUCAGAAGCAGUCUACUGUUGGAUGCCAGCUGCUCAGGGCUUUUCUUCUGGGCAUCUGGCUGGAAUCCGGAUGCUGCUGCAGGUGGACUUAGCUCUGAUCCAGAGCACGGCUGUUCCCAAAAAGUGCUUGUCGUUUGCACUGACCCUGCCUCACUCUUCUGCUUUCUCCUUCUCUCCCUGCGUACUGCGGCUGCAGAGACGGAUCGCUCGGCCCCAGUUGAAGCGGCCAUGA
Messenger RNA from Podarcis lilfordi (Lilford's wall lizard), 29328 nucleotides. Lineage: Eukaryota; Metazoa; Chordata; Lepidosauria; Squamata; Lacertidae. The record is from the annotation of a GenBank genome assembly.